Molecule: messenger RNA, 1381 nt
Organism: Vombatus ursinus (common wombat)
Lineage: Eukaryota; Metazoa; Chordata; Mammalia; Diprotodontia; Vombatidae
Gene: USP18
Product: ubiquitin specific peptidase 18
Exons: 11
Coding region: 157-1209 (350 amino acids)
Biological process (GO): protein deubiquitination
Cellular component (GO): cytosol; nucleus
Molecular function (GO): cysteine-type deubiquitinase activity; cysteine-type endopeptidase activity
Source: RefSeq, a predicted model, not a curated record
CCUGACAGAUGCUCAAGGAACCUCUUCCACUGCUUCAGAAGCAGGGUCUGUCUUGCCGAGCCUCCUCGCUCCCGUUUCACUGCCUGCAAACGUGAGAAGCAGAACCAGUGGAAUCUCUGAACUUGGAGCCAAAUCCUCUUGGGAUAAAGAACUACCAUGAAGAGGAAGACAGAGCAGCUGAGAUACCUCUGCGGUGCUGGAGACAGCCAUAAAGGCCCUGUUGGUUUGUACAACAUCGGACAGACUUGUUGUCUCAACUCUUUGCUCCAGGUGUUCAUCAUGAACUUGAAUUUCACCAAAAUCUUGAAGAAUAUCACAAUGCCUAGGGAACAGGAGGAGCGGAAGAGAAGUGUCCCCUACCAGCUACUUCUGCUCUUGGAGAAGAUGCAAGACAGCCGGGUGAGGGCACUACGGCCUGUGGAGCUGGCAUCCUGUCUGCAAAACUAUAAUGUUCCAUUGUUUGUUGAUCAUGAUGCUGCCCAACUCUUCCUGACCCUCUGGAACUUGAUCCAGAGCCAAAUUACAGACUCAGAGCUGUCAGAGAGGCUGAAGAACUUGUAUACUAUCACAAUACGUGAGUCCCUGGUUUGUCUGGACUGCAAUGUGAAGAACCACAGGGAUAGCAGCAUGUUGACUCUUUCCCUCCCUGUUUUGGAUAUUGACUCACAGCCUCUGAAAACCCUGGAAGAUUCCCUACAAUGUUUUUUCCAGCCCAUGAAGUUGUCAGGCAAAAACAAGUGUUUCUGUGAGAAUUGUGGGAAGAUGACCUACUGGCAACAGACAAUGAAGGUAACCAACUUGCCCCCGACGCUGACAUUACACCUUAUGCGGUUCUCCUCCAAGAAUUUCUCAAGGACUCAGAAGAUCAUCCACCCAUUGAGUUUUCCCAAAAGCCUGGAUUUCAGUCAGGUCCUUCCAGCAGUACAAGAUUGGUGGGACCCUGAAGGACAGCAGUAUGAACUCUUUGCUGUGGUUGCUCACAUGGGGACAGCCAGCUGUGGACAUUACUGUGCUUAUAUCUGUAAUCCUGCUGAUGGCAGAUGGUUCUGCUUUAAUGACUCCAAUGUCUGCUGGGCAACAUGGGAAGAUAUCAAAAAGACUUAUGGGAAUUGCUAUUUAUCUUGGGGAGAAACAGCCUAUCUUCUGGUUUACACAAAGACUGAGAGCCAGUUGGCUAGCUCUCCAGCCACUUCCAUGACUGUCAGAUGAUACCAGAGUCUUUUUCUACCUUCAAAAAAUGUUGACUUUCAAAAAAAGAUUCUUGGUGUCUUGACUAUUUAUAAGGCAAUCAUUUCCGUGGGUAGUUCCAGGAGAACUCAAUCUUGUUUUGUGCCUAUAUGAUUAUGUUUAUUAUAAAGCAGAGUUAUUUCUUAAACUUCAA